Molecule: messenger RNA, 597 nt
Organism: Aspergillus homomorphus CBS 101889
Lineage: Eukaryota; Fungi; Ascomycota; Eurotiomycetes; Eurotiales; Aspergillaceae
Exons: 1
Coding region: 1-597 (198 amino acids)
Cellular component (GO): extracellular region
Source: RefSeq, a predicted model, not a curated record
AUGAAAUUCACCAUCAGCCACCACUUCCUCCUCAUUGUAGGCACGCUAACCAAUGUCCUCGCCAACCCCAUCCCUAGCACGCACUCCCCUAAAAGACUCCUAGCCACCCGUGAUCUGUCCGCCUACACCGAUGGUCUCGCUACCAUUACUACGGAUGUCAAUGACCUCGACGCUCGGAUUCUAACCUAUCACGGUGAUGACAUUGCCAACAUCACCACCGGCGCCGCUGCGCUCAUCACUGCCCUCCUCGCCGAGACCAAAGCCAUCCAGUCGUACUUCCUGAAUGCCACCGAGGCCGCGACCUUGUUGGAUCCCCUGGAGACGUUCGCCGGCCGAUUCACGGUCGUCGUGGAGGAAUACGUCGGCAUCCACGACGCGGUUGCCGCUGCUGGGGAGGGUUGGUACCUCUACUCGCAGCUGCAGGAGGAGCACACGGCCGCGUUGACCUAUACUGGAAACGUGGUAGCGCGGAUCCCAGCCGGCGACAUCAAAGUUGCGGCAGACGCUUGGGCGACGAAUAUUACUGACACAUUGCAGGCUGGGGUCGUGGCCUACAAGGAUAUCGCGGUUCGCCCUACGGAGCUGCCUCGGGCGUGA